AUGGCGUCGACCCUCACCCGCGCAAUCGUGCACAACGAAGGCUGCGACUUGCACUGCUGGCACCAGGGCAACGGACCACUCAUCACCUUCGUUCCUGGCGGCAACGGCCACGGGCUGCAAUUUUUCCCGCUCAUGGCCGCCCUAUCUGACCGGUUCACGGUCGCGACGUUCGACCGCCGGCAGAUGUCCGCCAGCCAGACGGCGGUCAACAAGCGGCUCAACCCGCCGCAGCAGGCGCGCGACAUCCGCGCCGUCAUCACGGCACUCAGCUUCAACAAGGCCAUCGUCUUCGGCAGCAGCAGCGGCGGCAUGUUCGCGCUGCAGUUCGCGCACGACUUCCCGGGCAUGGUCGAGCACGUCAUCGCGCACGAGGCGCCGACCAUCACGCUGCUGCCCGACUCCUCCGAAAUCUUGGAGUGGUUCCUCCAUCUCAUGCAAGUCUACGACGCGCGCGGGCUCGAACAGGCAGCGGCCGAGUUCCGCGAGAGACUCAACGGGUACGACGACGAGGGCGUGCCGGCCGUCGCGGCGCCGGACCCGCGCAACCGCGAGGUGUUCUGGGCGGACGAGUUCCCUGUGCUGCUCGGCUGGGUGCCGAACCUGUGGCGCUUGAUCGAGAAUAAGACGAGUGUGGGCGUCAUGCGGGGUGCCAGGACGGGAGACGCGUUUUUUGCACGGACCGUGGACGAGCAGGCCAAGAUUUUGGGGUGUCCGAAGAUGCUUGUCCCGGGACACCACCAGGGGUUCGAGGUCGAGACGCACGCGUUCGUGCCGUAUUUGCUGGACAUGUUGGAUCUCCUGGAGAAGAGGAGGGGUGCGGUGGAGGGGGAGGGGCGCGGUGGAGGGGUUGCCUAA
This is a messenger RNA of Lasiosphaeria miniovina, 855 nucleotides long. RefSeq names its product Alpha/Beta hydrolase protein. The transcript has a single exon. NCBI's taxonomy places the organism in Eukaryota, Fungi, Ascomycota, Sordariomycetes, Sordariales, Lasiosphaeriaceae. The record is from RefSeq and is a predicted model, not a curated record. The coding region runs from base 1 to 855 and encodes 284 amino acids.